Molecule: messenger RNA, 1131 nt
Organism: Endocarpon pusillum Z07020
Lineage: Eukaryota; Fungi; Ascomycota; Eurotiomycetes; Verrucariales; Verrucariaceae
Exons: 5
Coding region: 1-1131 (376 amino acids)
Source: RefSeq, a predicted model, not a curated record
AUGGCUCCUUCUUCUUCCACGAUAAAAGCCCAGGGUAUCAAGAUCGAAAAGGAUCCAAGCCAUAUUACACCGCUGCCGCCAUAUGUGGAAGAUCUACGGAAGCUACUACUCAAUUUCAGGGAGAUCUUGCCGCACAAUCAGAAGCCAGAAUUGGAGCUGCUCUAUAAAAGAGACAAGGACCUCUUGAAUAAAAAAUUUCGGCUGAGAGAGAAUAUCUACUGCGAUUCUGCCCACCCGAUAUAUAAAGCAAGGUGGGAAGCAGCUAUGGCGUUGCGCAACAAUGCAAAGCAUCUGCGGGAUAGAAAUAAAGAAGAUGCUUGGACUAAUUUGAUAGGGGGUACCGUAUUCGAGAAAAUCAAUCAUCAAGCAUCCGACGAAGGCAUCCUUCUCAAAGAUCUGUUGUCUUGGGGCUCGGAUGAAUUAUUCACAAAUGCCGUCGCUAUUCGAAGACAAUUUCCUGAUGGCAAGAAUCACAUGCCGAAACCGGAUUUUUGGUUUGGCCUAGGUCUUUACAAUGACAAGAAACUUUCCCGGCUGUCAGGUCUUGAACUUAAGGAUAAAGGCAUUGAAUAUUUCACAAAAGAAAAGCUGGUGUGCAUCAAAAGAAACCAGAACAAAACUCUCAUAUGUCAGCCUGGUACUUCGGAAAAAGCCGGUGCCUUUCCAUGGAUGGUCGUCGAAUUGAAGAAGGAAAGAGGAGACGAGAAAGAAUGUCUCAUGCAAGCUGCAAAUGCCAGCUAUACUAGCCUGAAGCUAUGCGAAGGGCUGGCAGCGCCAGCGAUGAAAGACAUACCUCCUAUAAUCGCUUUCACUUCUAUCGGACCCGAAGCUAAGAUCUUCAUCACUUACAAGUCUGAAGAAGACGCUAAGGAUGGGGUAUAUCGUUUUUCUUGCAUAUGGAGCGGCAACAUUGAAAACAUCUUGCAUGCUUUGCAAAUUCGACGUAUUGUUGAUCAGCUGAUGUACUGGGCAUUGAGAAUCUUCAAGCCGUGGGUGACCGAAUGUUUGGAGCAUUGGUCUAGGAAGAGAACGGAGGACGAAGGCGACGACGAGACGGACGACGAGACGGACGACGAGACGGACGACGAAACUGAAGACGGGACGGAAGAGGAAUCUGAAGCGGAAGCGUAG